Messenger RNA from Trichomycterus rosablanca, 3812 nucleotides. It is a transcript of the gene ccnt2b, whose product is annotated as cyclin T2b. Lineage: Eukaryota; Metazoa; Chordata; Actinopteri; Siluriformes; Trichomycteridae. Gene Ontology annotation, molecular function: cyclin-dependent protein serine/threonine kinase activator activity. Bases 146 to 1759 code for a protein of 537 amino acids. The transcript has 9 exons. The record is from RefSeq and is a predicted model, not a curated record. Gene Ontology annotation, cellular component: cyclin/CDK positive transcription elongation factor complex; nucleus. Gene Ontology annotation, biological process: regulation of transcription by RNA polymerase II; positive regulation of DNA-templated transcription, elongation.
AAGUGUCGCAGGGCAUAUUGAGGGUCAGGUCGGCGUCCUCAUGCUGCUGUAUCCUCCGGAACGCUGGGUGGCGGUAGGGAUAUCUGUGGUGAGCUGUAGCGGAUAGCGUGUUGCUGUUGGCGGAAGGAGGAGAGCGGGGGUCGGGAUGAACAUGGCGACGGUGCUGCGGGGCUCUACGAAAUGGCUCUUUACUCGGGAGCACCUGGAAAAUACCCCGUCCCGCCGCUGCGGAAUCGAACCGGAUCGGGAACUUUCUUAUCGUCAACAAGCUGCUAACCUGAUCCAGGACAUGGGACAGAGACUGAACGUCACCCAGCUCACAAUCAACACUGCCAUCGUGUAUAUGCAUCGCUUUUAUAUGCUCAACUCCUUCACAAAGUUUCACCGAAAUAUCAUUUCUCCCACUACUCUGUUUUUGGCUGCUAAAGUGGAAGAACAACCCCGGAAACUUGAACACGUCAUUAAAGUGGCCCACGCCUGUCUUAACCCUCAAGAGCCUCCACUGGACACCAAUAGCAAUACGUACCUUCAGCAAGCCCAAGAGCUGGUGCUUCUAGAAACUAUCGUGCUGCAAACGCUCGGGUUUGAGAUCACUAUAGAUCAUCCACACACAGAUGUGGUGAGAUGUUCCCAGCUAGUGAGAGCGAGCAAGGACUUGGCCCAGACCUCCUAUUUUAUGGCUACCAACAGUCUGCACCUGACCACGUUCUGCCUGCAGUACAGGCCCACGGUGGUGGCCUGCGUGUGUAUCCACCUGGCAUGCAAGUGGUCCAACUGGGAGAUACCCAUCUCAUCAGACGGCAAACACUGGUGGGAGUACUUGGAUCCCACAGUCACUCUGCAGCUACUGGACCAGUUAACCCACGAGUUUCUUCAGAUCUUGGAGAAAACACCCAGCAGGUUGAAAAGGAUCAGAAACUGGCGGGCCACUCAAGCCGCCAAAAGGUCCAAGACGGAGAGCCAGUCGGUGGCCGGCUCCUUUCAGAUGGCACCUCAGAGCCAGGAGACCCUGCUCAUCGAUGACAAGAUGGACACCAUGUACCCCGAGCCGUUGUUCCAAUUAGACACCGGCGCUCUUAACGGCCUGACCGACCCGAGCUCCUCCUACGUCCAGCCCGACGCCCACGCGAGCCUGCAGGGAUUGCCGAUCGGCGGCAAGCAGCAACAGCCGCCCCCCAAUAAACUGAGCCUGGAGAAAUACAGGGAAAAACAAGCGGCCGAGCUGCUGCAGCGCCGCAAGCCCGGCCACCUCCCGCCCGAGGCUUCGGCUCUCUCGACGGCCUCGUCCUCGUCUUCCUCGGCGGCGCGGGUCAAAUACGCUCAGUCCGGACAGGAACGGGAGACGAAGAGCGGCUCGCUGAAACGCCGCCACCCUUCGUCGUCGUCCUCCGCCGAAAACGGCGCGGCCAAUCAGGAGGAGCUGAAGAUGAAGAUCAAGAUGUCCGAGAGCGGCGGCAAGAGCAGACACAGCCCCCGUUCGGGUCGAGAGAAACACAGAGCGCCCAAACACGAAGCGGCGCACUCUCACGGUCACGCCCACGCGCAGAGCGGCCACCACAAGGCCCAUCGCUCGUCCAAGAGCCACGCCCCGCCGCCUCCUACAGGCCACGCCCAGCUCGGGAAGACGGACAGGAGGCCGGCGGAGGGGCAGAGCGCGGAGCCCGGCGCUUCGCUGAUCCUCAACGGGCAGCACAUGGACUACGCCAACACGUUCAACAUGCUCGACUCGCUGCUCAACGCGCAGAACAUAAACUUUUAAGAUGGAAAAAAGUGCACGAAAGCGAGACGAACGCGGCGAGAGAAAAGAAACGGUUGUGUGUCGGAAUGACGGACGAAAACACACUUUUUUUUUAUUUUAUUUUAAAAUUUUUUUAAGAACUGUUUUAUGUUAGGUUCAGUCCGUUACAUUUCACAAUCACCUCUUAAUUUAACCAUGCUACGUUGCGCCACUGAAAGAAAAAAGGGAAAAAAAGUGGAAAUAGUAGUUAUGUGAACAGUGUAUCGAUUAUUUUAAGCUUACUAUGAGAUGAGCAGCCUGUGAAAUCCUCGCGCGAUUUAAUUCGGGCUGUAACGGCGAGAGUACGGCGAACGACGAGGGUAGAGGCGAGUUAUUACGGAAUCGUCUAAGUGUUUGUACUGUAUACUUGAUUCUUUUUAAAUCAAAGGGAUGAAUUUUAAAGAGACUUUGUUUACGUGCGGGGGUGCAGAUAACUUCUCGUUUGUUCCUUCCACUUUUAAACGUUAACUCUAUGUAAUAAUCAUAACGCUCAGGUUCGGACAUGCUUCGACGUAUAAGAUGACAUUUAUAAACAUAUCUACGCGGGGAUGUAGAAGGUUCGCCGCCGUUCUAGCCGUAGCGUCCUCCUCGGCGUCUCAAAUCUCCGCAGAGCGGGAGAACCCGUCCUCUUUCCGUUCCCGCACCUCGACGUCGACUUUCCUUAGGCCUCGCCCCCGUCCUCCUACCUCAUAGCCUUUAAAACCGACGUGAAAGGCCGAAAGCCUUCCGUGGCCCGGUCAGGUCAGGAUCGCGAUCGUGUAUCGUAGAUUUACAGGUAGGCUUUAAAAAUCCAGGUUUCCGUCCUGGGAACGGACCUGUUUUUUUUCAAAGCAUCGAUUUUAGUGAUGGCUAGUGCACACUACAAAGUUUAAAGCCCGAUCCUCUCAGUCAGAUGUUUUGGGUGGCGAGGGUGCAAAAGAAAACAAGAAUAAGGCCAAGCGCUGAACAGUGGCUCCGUCCAAAACCUGACGAUUAAAAUAAAAAAUUGAGAGUUCUCCGUAAAUUGAUUCAUUUUGGAACACUGGGGGGUUUGGGACGAGAGUGCCCUUCUCCUGCCCUUUAUGUGCUUCAGUGUCAUCUUGGCUUUGACCACCCUCCAAAAAAAAUAAAAAAUUUGAUUGCUUCAGUUUUUUGUUGAAGGAAAAUAUUUCCAAUAAAUAUCGGUAUAAGCGGACGUGGCCAAAUCGUUCAAGCUAAAGUAUAACAUACAUCCUGGUAAAACACUAGCACCAUCAGCUCAAGCUUUCUGACUUUUGUAGACUGCGCGUCCAGUCUCGUCUUUAUAACGUGUACGUCGAUUGCUAAGAUUGGUGAAACGUGCUACUAAAAGUUCAAUUGUUCGUAGUCGCUACAGACGUCGACAUUGUCGUUAUAGAGACGGUCAGCUUUUACCGUUUCAAACUUGUGUAAUGUGCACUGGGCAGAAUUCUGCUAGGAAUGAGAAAAUCACUUUCUAGUUUUUAAGCAAGAACCAGCUCCUAUCACAGACGAUUCUAAAACGCAUUUUCACACGGGCCCGACAGACGUCAUCUAUGGGAAUCUGCUCAAGACGAAGUUAAAUUCUCUCGAUCUUCGUAAUUGUUCCAUAUUCAGCGCUGCACGGUCAGUCUCCGUCCAGCCACACGGCGAGGAGUUCUGGCGGUGCUCGUACAGAGCGAUUAAGUAACUCGCAUACGUAACGGUUCGGGUGUGCAGGAGUCGCAUGUAUUGGCUUUCUACAGAACAGAACGGGUAAAAGAUCUCUUCCUUUAGAAGUUUUGCAGUGCUAGCCGUACGCCUGAAGAAUCCCCAUUUCGGUGUUUUCCGAACUGCAGCGAAGCAACAGCUUUCCCGAAGGGUCCAGUCACUCGACGCCAAAGGCAGUGCCUCACUGCAACACGUCCGAUUCCAGUGCAUCGGGAGAACUGAGUUUUUUCCUUGCUGUGAAGUGCUUUUGUGCUCCCCUUUAAUGCUACACUUCUUUGUAAUAGCCUUGAAAUGGAGUGUCAUAAGUAAAAAUGUUGGAUGAUUAUCUAUUAAACCGUCUGGAAAAACA